Molecule: messenger RNA, 2601 nt
Organism: Meira miltonrushii
Lineage: Eukaryota; Fungi; Basidiomycota; Exobasidiomycetes; Exobasidiales; Brachybasidiaceae
Exons: 4
Coding region: 34-2601 (855 amino acids)
Biological process (GO): translation
Molecular function (GO): GTP binding; GTPase activity
Source: RefSeq, a predicted model, not a curated record
CUUUUCACACUUAACACCAUACCCUACCUAACAAUGUCAAGACAUCGUGCUGUACGCAAUCUAAACCUAGACGACGAAUUAGCAGAAGAUGACGAUUAUGAUGUUCAAGAUGCAAAUCCAUACGAUGAUAUAAGUGAAGAUGAUCGGGCGCAAUUGGAAGAUGCAUUGGCGCAAUUGGUUGAAGUAUUGGGUCAACCAGGAAGUGGAUCAGGAUUCACAGAACGAGAGAUGAAAGAUACACUUUGGGACGCAUAUUUUGACGUCGAUCAAUCCGUUGCUACCCUAGUCGAAGAACGAAGCAAAAGGGAACAAAAGGAAAAACGAAAAGCAGACCCUUCAUCCUCACCUGAACCUCCCUUGACUGCACUGCAAAGACUCACAUUGGAGAGAAAGAAUGGCAGUGCGAGAGGUCGGAUAGGGAUGCGAAGUCGGGGAAGAGGUAGAGGAGCUCUUGCCUCAGGUCUUUCGCGGCAUGACGUGCAGACAGAGAGCAGAGGCGAGAAAAGACCUGCUGAACAGACAAGCACAACUGCACAGAAUGCACCAGAAGCAAGCAAUUUAGCAGGAAGGCCUAGCAAACUUGCUGCCCUUGCUGCUGCAAGAGCUUCGAAUCGUCAGAACAAGGCAAAAGGAGAAGCUUCUUAUAGUCCAGCUACUGCGGAAGGUUCUCCCCUCCAGAAUGGAGGAAAACCUCUGACGAAAUUGCAGCAAAAGAUGCAGGCGAACAUGCUCGCAAGAGAACAAAGGCUAAAGGGAGCUCCUUCGAAGGAAGAGGAAGCUAAAGCUCUUUCUGUUGCUGAGAGCCAGAAACGCUUGCACACUCUACCAAACGGAGAAGCAAUCGAUUCACUCUUUCCGGUCACUGCAACUACUUCAAGUGAAGCUAGCGAUGAAUCUGUGUUGGGAAGGCUGACUGCGGAUCAGCAUUCAUCUCUACUGGAUGUGCCUGGCGGAUCACCCUUCCAAGCAAAAGAUCAUCUGGAGGCUUUCACAAAGCCAAGCCCAGACGAUCUUAAGCAACAAGCAAAAGCUUCUUCGAAACCAGCCUCAGGUACGACGACUCCGAGCAGAGCAGGACCAUCGAAAAGUGCGAUUCCACAACGGCAUGCUCCAGAAGAACGAGUCUCACAACUUAGACAGGAUAUCGAAGGAUUGGGCUUGUCCAAAGUACGUGAGCCAGGAAGUGUGAUUGGAUCAGAUGGCACGGCCAGUGUUCGUGGUACAAGUGUUCCUGGAACACCACGUGUUGCAAUGGCUCAUGAAAGAAUCAUCGAAGAAUAUCGACAACAGCAAGAAAGUGAGAGUGCGAAAAAGCGACUUAAUCUGGUUGUUGUAGGUCAUGUGGAUGCAGGUAAAUCAACAUUGAUGGGAAGAUUGCUGCACACAUUGGGAUCUAUAACCGACAAAGAAUAUACCAAUAACGAACGUGCCAGCGCAAAGAUUGGAAAAGGAAGUUUUGCAUAUGCAUGGGCAUUGGAUUCCAGUCAAGAAGAACGUGAGAGAGGUGUGACGAUUGAUAUUGCACAAGAUCAUUUUUCGACGAAAGAUCGAAUGUUUACACUCUUGGAUGCACCUGGACAUCGUGAUUUCAUACCCAAUAUGAUCAGUGGAGCAGCUCAAGCUGAUGCUGCUUUGCUUGUGAUUGAUGCAAGCUUGGGUGCAUUUGAAGCUGGAUUUGGACCUAACGGUCAGACAAGAGAGCAUGCACUGCUAGUCCGCAGUCUUGGGGUGCAGCAGCUGGUAGUCGUUGUGAACAAGAUGGACGCAAUCGAUUUUGAUCAAUCACGUUACCAAGAGAUCGAAGCGACAAUCCGACCUUUCUUGACGACUAGCGGUUUCGAUGCUUCAAAAGUGCGAUUGGUGCCAUGCGGUGCAUUUGUGGGUGAAAAUCUUGAAACAAGAAAGGAAGGAGGCAAGCUUUCGCAAUGGUACACUGGACCAACUCUGGUUGACAUUCUGAACACGUUAGAGCCACCAAGACGUCAAUUGGACGCACCACUACGCAUGCCGAUCACCAACGUUUUUCGAGCUGGACAGACGGCAAUCUCAUCUGGAAUUGGAGUCUCAGGCCGUUUGUUGGCAGGAGUUCUCUCGGUUGGAGAUCGGUUGAGUAUCGUACCAGGGGAUGAAAGUGGGAUUGUGAAAGCGAUCGAAUAUGAUAGCGAAAGUGUUCCUUGGGCGGUAGCAGGAUCAUCAGUGACGGUAUACAUGACAAGCAUUGAGAUGAACUUCAUUACGAUUGGUGCGAUUUUAUGCCCACCUUCUGCGCCUGUGCCAACGGCAACAUCAUUCAUCGCUCAAUUGCUCAUAUUUGAGCCAAGCUUACCAAUCUUGGCGGGCACUACACUCGACUUACAUCAUCACUCAUCCAAUCUUAGCGUAACAGUGAGCGAAUUGAUUGCAACUUUGGACAUGAAAACGGGUGCUGUGCUAAAAUCAAAACCAAGAGUGUUGAGUAGAGGCGCAACGGCAAAAGUUCGGAUAACCUUGAAUGCCCCUUUGGCAAUCGAUACCUUUGCCAACAAUCGAGAUUUGGGUAGGAUUUUAUUAAGAAUGCAUGGAGAAACAGUAGCAGCUGGUAUCGUACAAGAACUCGCAUGA